ACCAGCAAAAAAAUAUGUCACAAAAAGAUACAUUAUUUAUUGUAAAUAUAUUUUUUGGCGCAAUUAAGUACACAAGUAUAUACAGUAAAUGAACAGGUCAUUUAAAUAGACACAUUCCUCCAUCUCGGAUCGGUGAUCGGUUAUCGUUUUUUUCAACUCCCUCAUCGGUGAUCGGCCCCAAAAAUCCUGAUCGUGUAAAGCCUAAUCUGAACGAUUAUCUUGAGCAAUUAUCCUGUGGUGUGGGGUAUUUUAAGAGUGAUUUUUUUUUUCACCCCUUCCAAUCAAAAUCAACAAAGGCCCGAUUCUCAGACGUCUCUAAAAGAUUAUCCUGAGCGAUUAUCCUGCGGUGUGGGGUGUGUUAGCUAUGCUAACUCCAUGUGAUUCAACUGUGAGGCAGACAUGCUAACCACUAGUUCACCCUACUGUACCAGUCGUAUUUAUUAAACACAGACGUUAAAACAUUGUAACAAAAUUCGUGUGAAACUGCAUGUCAAGAAAAUAGUCAUAAAAAGUCAACAUAUAACUUUGUGUGACUGUACAGUUUCUCCAUACCACUGAUAAACAGAUGUUCAAAAUGUGUAUAACUUAAAAAUAUAUCAGACGGCUAAGUAUAUAGUUAUUUAAACUAUAGCAACAAAUGAAAAAAAAACAAAAAAACAUGAAACCAAAGAAGUUUUGUUGUGUGGUUUUCGGGAUUCUUUUGUUCUUGACGUGCAAGAAAACGUCGUUUAGCGAUUUUAUUCUUGCACUUCUCACGUUUCGACACAUGGGGGUGCUGUUCUCUCACCAGCCUCCACACAGCCGCCAGCCACCAAUGGCAAAGAAAUCGCUUGUGAUCAAUGACAGGUGAUGGUUUUUUUUUGUAAUGCGUGUCAACUUUUAGAAUUUUUUUUUUUCUGGGUACAGUAAAGUGUAUUUCAGAUUUUUUUUUUUUUUUGUAAUUGAGAAAUAACGGCAUGUUUUAGAGCAGUAAGAGUUGGAUUCCCAUCAGAAACCCUUCAGACGCCUCGAAAGUGCCUCACCUUCUCUCCCUCUCCUUGCAGUCCGUCCACAUCCCUCCCUCUGUCUGCAUGCAUGCAUGCUCACCCCCUUCUCCCCCCCCCCCCCCCCCCCCCCCCCCCCCUCACUCCAAGCACAAAACACGCUCGACGAGAAGCGGCCAGGCUGCUCACACAAGAAGGAGGAGAGACAAUAGCCUGUCUGCAGCGUGGAGUGGAUAGUGGUGGAGUGUCAUCAUGGAUGCUUAGUGAGGCAAACGCAGGGAGAGAGAGAAAGUGUGUGUGUGUGUUUGCGGGUGAAAGCGGUCCGUGAACGCAUCUGGAAGUUGCCGCUGUGUUCUUAAUGUUGCCCACCGAGAUACCAGGAGUGUGUUUCACCUCAAGGGACCACAACGAGGCAAGGAGAGAAGGCAUGAAAACGGAGGAGAGCCAACAGUCGUGUCUGCAGCAGCCUCCAUCUUCAACACCUUUUGUCGGUCCGGAGUACUCGGGUGACGGAGGCGGCGAGUUGUGCGCGGGCUGCUCGUCCCCGAUCGCCGACCGCUUCCUGCUGCGCGUGAACGAGCGCUCGUGGCACGAGUCGUGCGUCAAGUGCGCGGUGUGCUUGAGCGCGCUCACGGGGACCUGCUACUGCCGGGACCGGCUGCUCUACUGCAAGCCGGACUACGAGAAGCUGUUUGUGAGGAAGUGCAGCGCCUGCCUGCAGGUGAUCGGGCGCUCCGAGCUGAUCAUGCGCGUGCUGGGCCAGGUGUACCACCUGGGCUGCUUCAGCUGCUGCGAGUGCGAACGGCGGCUGCAGCGGGGCGACGAGUUUGUGCUGAAGGAAGGCCAGCUGCUGUGCCGCAUGGACUACGAGAAGGAGAGGGAGAUGCUCGCCGCCAUCAGUCCCACACCCACGGAAUCGGUGAAAAGCGAGGACGAGGAUGGCGGCGGGGGCCCGGGCGGGGGAAAAGGCGGCGACGAGGCCAAGGAGCACAAGCGCUCCAAACGCCCGCGCACCAUCUUGACCACGCAGCAGCGGCGCGCGUUCAAAGCCUCCUUCGAAGUGUCGGCCAAGCCUUGCCGCAAGGUGAGAGAGACGCUGGCUGCCGAGACGGGCCUCACAGUGCGGGUGGUGCAAGUGUGGUUUCAAAACCAGAGGGCGAAGAUGAAGAAGAUCGCUCGGCGACAGCAGCAACAGCAACAACAGCAGCAGGAACAGGAACAGCUGGGAGGGGGCAGGAGGGGCGCCAGUCGAGGGGGGCGCCAAAGCAACGACGACAGCGAGGACGGCUCCAGCGGUCACGGCAUGGACGGCAUGCUGGUGUACCCCCCUCUGCCUCGACAGCAGCUGCUCACCCUGGACCCCAACAUCUACGGCGGGGAACCCUUCCGACACGGCCUCACUCCGCCUCAGCUCAACAGCGAGCAGCUCCAUCCGUACGCGACUAAUCAGAUUGUUCUGACGUCAUCCUUGACCAUCACGCGUCCACAAAUACUGUCCGUUCCUCUCGGCAGAAUCCGAGACGGUGUUCCACGACCUGGACAGCGACGGCAGCCUGGGUCACCUGGGCGACUGCCUCCUAGCAGCCGGCGAGGGCGGCCUCCUGGCCGCGCGAGUGGGGAACCCCAUCGACCGCCUCUACUCCAUGCAAAACUCCUACUUCACCUCGUGACCCUUACAAACGCUCGCCCUUCCUAUUCCACCUCUCACCUCAAAAGACGCAGCUAAGACGGAGUUUGUCCGUCUACAUGCCUCCGCUAAAAUAUAGUCGGGGGGAGGAGAGGGGUGGGGGACAUCCAAAUACUCGACCAAACAAAGUCAAUCCACUGGUUGGCACGUUAUUUCCCGUCAUCCUCCUCUCUGUCAACGAUGAGAAUCACUUCGAGACACUGGAAAUGUGCGAGAUGUGCCGAAGCACCUCUUUUGUGAUAUUUAUGUCAUGUUUAAUACAAAACAGCACUUUUAAACAAAAGACAAAAAAAUAAUAAAAAUAAAUGCAAGACAUACUAUAUACCAUCGCUAUAAAAAGUCUACAAACCUCUGUUCAAAUGCCAGGUUUUAGUUGUAUAAAAUAAAUGAGACCAAGAUAAAUCAUUUCAAAACUUGUUCCGCUAUAAUGACCUAUAACACGAAAGGCAUUUUAAAUGGUGGCAGAUUUGUGCUGACUCCCGUUUAACAUGAGUUUGAAUGUGAUUGGUAUAUGAGGGUGUGCACACUUUUGCAACCACAUUAUCUGUUGUGCAUUUUAACUUCCACGCUCUAAAAGAUGUUUAUUUAUUUAUUUUUUUAAUUAGGUCGGAUUACUGGUGGAAGAGGUUUAGAAAUGAUUUAUCUUGGUCUUAAUUUAUUUAAAAAAAUUUCCACACAACUUGGCGUUUGAACAGGGGGUGUGUAGACUUUUUACAUCCACUGUAUAUCACGUAUGACAAAAGGGUUUAGUUGAAAGGGAAUGCACAAGUCCAGACGCAUAUAUUCUGAAUUCACGGCAAAACAUUGUGAUUGGUAACACAAUACUGUAUAAUAACUGGAGUACAGUUUUGCUCUCAGGUUAGUGUGUGUGUGUGUGUGUGUGUUACCUGAGAUGCAACUCAGGAUAUUACGCUGGAUAGGAUUAAGAUGUAACCGAUUAUUUAUAUAUGUGAAGAAGUGACGUUUUUGAAGCCAGCCUUCAUAUGAAACUCAACAUUUCAAAACAUGACAGUGGAACCUCCAAAAGCAGCACAAUUUGGAAUUCAACCCCCCCCAAAAAAAUUGGGGAUACAUUUGCCUCAAACGUCAAACAAAAAGUUGCGUGACAGCAAAACCGCAGAAAAAUGUUAGAAUGAAAACUGGCACCUCUUGCGAAAUAGGGAAACAAUUCAAUACAAUUCAUUUAAAGACCCUGUAAACUCUGAGAUUAAUACGUUUGAAUAUAAUUGCUGAAAACAUGUACAAAGACUAAUACCAAUGUCGCACUCACUUGUAGAGAUUUAAUCUUAAACUGUUUUUCAUUAUUUCUGUGUUCCUCAUUUUUUUGGGCUUGGCUAGCAGAGCGCCGUGAGACGCACUUUGGAGUCCGGCGUGAGUCGCCCCGCUCAAUCUAUCCAAGAACUCGAUGGUCGCGUGGACCGGAGCGUCGCACUGGUGCGGUCGCUUGAGAGCGCCUCGUGGUCAGCCGUGAGUGCGCGCACGUCACGCAGAGAAAGACGGACGAGCUCGGAGUUUAGUUGAGUUUUGUGUCACUUUUACUGUGGUGACCUGUUUUUAUACUUAUGACAAUUAGAACGGUAAAAGGGUACAUCCAAUUUUCAGAUGCUUAAUAAAGCUUUUAUGAUGAUUCCAUUUCCAUUAUUUCCUAUGGAGAAAUGUGUUCAGAACGGCUUGUGUUCCACUUUGGAGGUUCCACUGUAUUUGAUUUUAUUUGCAUGACUGGCUUAUUACAGACCCCCCCCCCCAAAAAAAAAAAAAUAAACACUGUUUAGUUUUUUGAUUUUUUGCGUUGGGACACCACUACAGGGUCGUUUUUAUAGAACCUUAUUCGGAAACAGGGUUUUACAAGAGACUAUUGGCUUUUGAUUUUAUAAUUGAAUCAUCUAAGACGUACGCAAGCGCCAACAAUGGCCGUCCGCUGUCCCUCGACACUGGGUACAUAACACUGAGCUCCAAAUGUAAAUGUAUGACUGUUUAAUAUAAUUGUAGUAGUUUCUUUCCAUACGUAUUUAUUUCUCUCGGCUCAAAUUAGAUGACGUUAGGUAGAUAUUUUGUUCCUUCUUCUGUGAUGAACAGCGGCUAUUUACUAAACGGCAGCAUGAUUAUUUGUCACAGUGUAGGUUAUAACACAAAGCCUUCAUACAAAGCAGUGCAAUUUAAAAAUUAUAAUGAAAAAAAAAUAGGACUAGCGAUGCUUUUACCUGCUAUGGCUUGGAGGAAGACUCUUUCACAACAUGUUUGACACAUGCGCAUUUCUACGGUGAUAUUUUGUGAGGGUAACUUAUUUGUGCCGUGUUAGCUGAGUUUGCAAUCUUAUGUUCAGUGGCUACCAAGGUGACGUGCUUUGAAUGUAUAAUGUUGCUGUAUAUUCAAUACAGUCUGCAAUUUCAUCCGAAAAUGUGCUUGCCUUGUUUGUCUCAUAAUUGGAUGCCACUUGGAUCACUUUCUGUGCUUUUGGCCAUUAUUACGCUCCAGUCGUAAUCAUUUAAGAAGAAAAGGUUUGUUCUCUUUGGUGGUCACAGAUCUCAUUACUCAACAUCCUCCCCUCUCUCCGAGACGGCCUCCUCCUGCUCUUUUCUUCCCAAACUCCCUAUUUCUUAGUCAGCGAGUAGUCGGACGAUUUUGUGUGGGAGUGGAACAUUCCGGUUUAAUAUUUGACACUGACUCGGCACCGUAGAUGAGGGGGGCGCAGAUAUAUGUAGCGGAAAACAAAAGAGGGGAAACCCCCACUGGUUGAGUGAGACAUACCUCAGUUUUAAUGAAACACAGCGUAGGAAUGUGUCACGUUUAUUUGAAGUCUACACAGCUUCGGAGUAUGGCAAGUAACAGUGGAUUUUCAAAAUAGGACAAUAAUCACAGUAUGCAAAGUUGAAGAAAACAUGAUGGGAAUUUUUGCUUUGGGAUAAAGUGUUGAAAAAGAUGGUUGAAUGCUACGAUGACACAGGUACUGGAUUUGUCUCUGGAAAAAAAAAAAAAGGAAUACACAGAUAUAUGAAUUAUAAACACCAUAAUAUUCAAUGGGAUAUAGAAGUACAAAGGGUCUUUGGUUUACGACGGUCCCGAUAUAUGAUGUUUUGAGGUUAUGUUCGAAAGGAAGCAGGUUUUCAUCCCUCUGCAAAGGUGAAGGAAGGAAAGGAGGUAUAAAGGUUGGGAGAUUGGACUUUCCCAAGAGGCCCCCUUUGUAGGCAAAGUAGUAUUGGGAUGGGGAUUUGAUUCUACAGCGGUCUACAGUAUAUAAAUUCACGUUUCCAUAGCUGCCGUGGUCUUCUUUUACCGCAACGGAGCGUGAGAGUGAAUCAACAGCGCCUCUGCUUGUUGCAGCCAAGUAGUGCACUCCGCCCAUGAUUCCCAACCAAGUAGGUUUGCGCCAAUUGAGACGAGAUCAUCGUUAUUCUUUCGCUAGUCAAUACGUUUUGUGACAUAUUUGUUGUGUGGUGUGUCGUGUGAUGUUUCCAAUGUAAAGCGGCUCCCUCGGCUCAAUGUAGGUUGG
Molecule: messenger RNA, 6160 nt
Organism: Phyllopteryx taeniolatus (common seadragon)
Lineage: Eukaryota; Metazoa; Chordata; Actinopteri; Syngnathiformes; Syngnathidae
Gene: lmx1al
Product: LIM homeobox transcription factor 1, alpha-like
Exons: 9
Coding region: 1342-2709 (455 amino acids)
Biological process (GO): neuron differentiation; regulation of transcription by RNA polymerase II
Cellular component (GO): nucleus
Molecular function (GO): DNA-binding transcription factor activity, RNA polymerase II-specific; RNA polymerase II transcription regulatory region sequence-specific DNA binding
Source: RefSeq, a predicted model, not a curated record